AUGAAGUCACUUCCAGCGUCGGCUUCGGAGCCCACUGCACUACCAAACACGACCGCGCACACGACCGAGACGGCUACUGCCCCUUCAACAGACACUGCAAAACCCCAUACACAAGAAACAUUGUCGCAAGAGAGUAUAGAACCUGUACAAGCUGCGUCCACCUCGAAACCCGCCCCACCCGUCGAUUUCAACCGCAGCGAGACCGAAGCAAUCGGCCCCUCGACCGACACCCCUGCCGCGAACCCAGACAGCUCCAAUGGCCCUGUCGUCGUUAUCAUGCUGCUGCUCACGACCGGAGCACGGCACCCCUACAAGAUUGACGAGAGAUAUCUUAAGAAACGUAACGUCACCGUCGACGACAUGGAUCCGUACAACGUCAGCGUCUACACGCUCAAAGAGUUAAUAUGGCGCGAUUGGCGAGAAGAAUGGGAGCCGCGACCGACCUCACCAAGUUCAAUACGACUGAUACACUUCGGCCGUAUGCUAGAUGACAAAUCGCCAUUGAAAGCUCCCAACGUCGUGCACAUGACCGUUAAGCCCCAGGAGAUAGUUGAUGAGGAGGACGCAAAGACCGGCAAAGGCGGCAAAGCAAGAGAUGGAGACGAGGAGACUCACGCGGGCUGCCGUUGCGUUAUCCUCUGA
Molecule: messenger RNA, 642 nt
Organism: Didymosphaeria variabile
Lineage: Eukaryota; Fungi; Ascomycota; Dothideomycetes; Pleosporales; Didymosphaeriaceae
Exons: 3
Coding region: 1-642 (213 amino acids)
Source: RefSeq, a predicted model, not a curated record